ACUCCUCUUCUCCUCAGAUUUGAGUCGAGAUGCUCCUGACAUUCACAGUGACACACAGUGAUCACACACACCUGAUGAGUGAGCGAUCCUUGGCAUCUCUUCGAAGACCUGCCAGAUGGGUACCUUCCAGAACCUGGAGAGGGGAACAUAUGGCAAUUAAAACUCAUUAGAGGGGCAGAAGGAAAAGGGCAAAGAAAUGCAGGUAGACUUGCACUGUCAAGUACCUAUGGCCGUAAUAAUAGACAGUGGAUAAUAGAUGAGGGGGCAGUAAUCAUUGUCAAACAAAAUUAUCAUUUUUCUGCAGCAGCACCAGCUGGGAUGGCAACAUUUGUCACUGUUGUUCUCCUCAGGUACCGACAGAUGAAUGUCGAGUAGUUUAUUAUCUAAUUACACUCCAAAUCCCACAAUGGCUAAGAGAUUUUUCAUCAUGUACGUGGGAUUAAAAAUAAGUUUAUCAAAGAUAAAUGGUCUCUCAUGAGACGUAAGGUAGAGAUUAGUUAUGCACCACUGGAAUUGUAGAUGAGCUGUGUCCCUUGUAAGCCACUGUUAGCACAAACUACAAGUGACAAGAAUUUUAAUCAAUAAACUAUUGACCAAAGGACUCCUCUUCCAGUUACUGACAGUUUGAUGUCCGCCGGUGGCACUCAAAAAUAUUUGCUCUUGCAUCCAUGCAUAAUGCCUCUGAGCAAUCUUGACACAGUCUUUCUCUUCUCCCCAUUUUAAAGCAUUAAUGUCACAGCCGAUUUCAUCUGGAACCAGGUGAAUGAUUUUGAAAAAGAGAGUUGCCUUUGCAGUGCAAACCUGUCCCAUGCUGCUCCCUCCUCUCAGGGGAUGGCCGAGGUCCAGGAUGGACACCCAUUCGCCUGUGACAGCUCUGCAAUGUUAGAGGAGAGCCAAGAUGGAAUGAACAGUGGUACCCUAAGUCCUCCCACAGCCAGACAAGUCACCAUCCAGCGGCACCCUACGCAAGGCUUCGGCUUCAUUGCAGGCAGCCAGAGGCCCGUCAUCGUUCGCUCCGUCUCUGCUGACGGACCUUCCUUUGGUAAGCUUCUCCCCGGCGAUCAGAUCUUGGCCAUUAACGAGGAGACGGUGAGCGACGCGCCCCGGGAGAGAGUCAUAGACCUUGUAAGACGCUGCAAAGACACCAUUGUUCUUACUGUGUUGCAGCCUCAUCAGUCACCUAAAUCUGCCUUUAUUAGUGCAGCCAAAAAGGCCCGUCUGCGAAGUAACCCGCCGAAAGUGCGCUUUUCAGAGCAAGUGUCCAUCAGUGAUCCAAACUCAACAAUGCUGAAGGAUGACUCCCUGCUGCUCAUACCCAAUGUCCUGAAGGUGUUUUUGGAGAAUGGACAAAUAAAGUCCUUUACCUUUGAUAGCCGCACAACUGUGAGGGAUGUGAUCUCCUCCCUGCAGGACCGCCUCUCACUGCGCUACAUUGAGCACUUUGCCCUCGUGCUGGAGGCUGGUGGCCUUGACCAGUGUCAAAAGUUACUUCUGCUGCAGGAGAACCAACCCUUGACACAUGUGGUGCACCGAACCUAUUUUCAAGGAAUGAAGUGUCUGUUUCGCAUCUGCUUCUUCCCCAAGGACCCAGCAGACCUGUUGAGACGGGACCCUGCUGCAUUUGAGUACCUCUACAUUCAGAAUCGCAAUGAUGUAAUCAAGGAACGCUUUGGCAUGGACUGGAAAUCUGACAUCACGUUACGAUUAGCCGCUCUCCAUAUCUACAUCACUGUGUCCUCAGCAAGGCCAAAUCAGAAGAUCUCUCUGAAGCACGUAGAAAAGGAAUGGGGACUAGAACCUUUUCUUCCGCUCACUCUGCUCCCAACGGUCAAGGAGAAGAAUGUUUGCAAGAUUCUGUCACAGUUGUUGAAGACCUACCAGCAUCCGCCACCAUCCGGCAGCAAGGUCCCUCCUCUUCAAGGAAAGCUGCAGUACUUGCGUGUCCUCAACGAUCUUCCACCUUUUGGAGGAAUAUUGUUCAAUACGGUUGGACUGGAUGAAAAACAAUCAGCCACAACAUUACUGGUGGGUCCUCGACAUGGCAUCAGUCAUGUGAUCGACCUGAAAAACAACCUGACAACAGUUCUGACCGAGUUUAGUCGGAUAUCGAAGAUCCAGCUCUAUCGAGAAAGCCAAGGUGUGGCUCGUGUUGAGGUUUCAAUCCACGAAUGCAAGCCCUUGGUGCUACUCAUGGAAUGGCCGGAUGCCAGUAACUUUGCAUGCCUCAUCUCUGGCUACUACAAACUGUUUGUCGACCCCAAAAGGAACAUCUACUUCAGGAUCUCUGGUCAGUUUCAUCUGAGCAAGACAGAUUACAGGAGCUCCCACCAUUCACACCCACGUUCUGGGGCAACCGGCUUACCAAGUGGAGGGCGGAGAGGGGACGAGAGCGAAAGCUUGCACAGGGAGUCAGGGUCUUCAAGAGCCGUAGCCCCUGCAGAGUCUCAGCAUCUAGGUCUGUGCCAUUUCCACCUUCAAGAACAACAGUUUCAGGAACUCCAAGCACACCCUGAAGCCGAGCUUGACAUCAAUGAGAACUGUAUUUCCCAGGAGGCCACUGACCGGCCCCGCACCAAGUCAGACCCUACGCGGCAGAAUACAGAGGCAGUAGCUGUGGUGACACCAAACCCACAGGUGGAGAAUGCCGGAUUCAGAAUCCGUGCCCAAACAUUGGCUCAAUCCCAAAAAUCACCAUGGUACUUUUGUGACUCCUGCAAAGACAGGCACAAAAAUGAGGAACGAGGAAACGCAGGGAAAACUUGCUUGAGUGCUUGCGCUUCCAGAAAAGGGGGUGGAGUUGAUCUCAUGGCCCUGCCACCCCCUGGCAAUGAAGAAGAUGAGGAGGAGGAGGAGCAGGAGGAGGAGCCACCCAACGGAGCUGAAAAGCUGCAACCACCACAACCUGCGAUUGCUGCCCCACCACCUGGCUUCAGAGACAACAGCUCUGAUGAGGAUGACUCAAAGAGACGGAAGAAGGCUCCAACCAGUGCCAGGACUGAUGCCGCCACUGUGAAACAGCAACAUAUUAAGGAGGAUGUGCCUGUGACACUUAUUGAUAAUGUCGCCACAAGAACAGUCCGAGAUCAUGCACAGGAACUUGAUGAUGCAUUGGUAUCCACCUUACAAGCUCUAGAAGCUUUGGCAGCUUCUGAGGACUACCCCCAUCACCACCAGCAGCCAACACAGACUGCAGGGCUUAUUGUCCUGGCUGCUAUUACACCAGAAUCGUCGUUGGAUUCAGGACAUGAAACCAAUUCUUCUGAACUGACAGAUGUUUCUGAGAUGGUCUCGGCAAUGAAGCAAAGCCAAAACCAAGCCUACCUGCUAACACACCAUAUCAAUAAGGAAAGCCGCCUCUGCCGCCGUGAUUUUCCCCUAGCUAUCCCCGGCUGCACAGCAAAGACAAUCGGGACAGGGGCAUUUUCUGUGGGUCAGAUCCGCGCUGGAUGUCCUCCCAAGCAAGUAAUCCUCAGUAAGACUGUUCCCUUUAAAGUCAGCCCCAGUCAAGACUCUGGGGUUGUCAGUGUUGUCACAGAGCAGAGAGGCAAUCAAGAUCCCAUUCCGAAUGAACAGACACCAGAAGUGAAAGCAAACUUUGCCUCUACUAAAGCAAGCAUCCCUGAUCCCCUCCUUAAAUUACCCGAAGAACUUAAAGUGUCGGCUGUUUCACCUUCAGCUCCAGUCACAAAAGAUCCAAAGCUAUCCAGCGCUUCUGGGGAGACACAGAGGCGAAAUCUCCUCAACACCGCGAAGGAGAAGUCAACACCAUCUGUUCAUACAGACAAAGCCUCGUCCGUUCUCUUAUCCGUGGACAGGACUGCCUCAGCCAAGGUUCCCCAAACUAUGUGCCAAGAUGCCGAGACUGCCUCGAACGAGACCAUGAAGCCUGCAAGUUCGACAGAAUUUCUGCCAGUCGAUGAUCUCUUCUGCACGUGCCCAGUGCAACAGGAACCUGGGAGCCAGUUAAGGAUGAAAGAUCCGCAGGUUCAGAAGGUAGUGGUGUUUCAAACCUCAUCACCGACGGAUGAUGAGCGACUUCGCGCCAAAGGCCUCUUUAUGGCGAAUAGCAAAGAAAAUACACUCAGAAUGGGCGUAGAGUGCAGUUUGACAAAACCUAGUCCGACAGUACAAACAAAGUAUUCUCCUCUCUUUCCUCCAACAGCAGAAAGAAAAGAAGCUAAGAGCACACUAGAUGGCGCCCUUGGCAAAUCCCAUUCUGAAUCGCAGAUAUGUGCUACAAAGUCAUUAUCGAAUUUAGAAGACAAAACACAGAGCCCGUCUUUGGAGAGAGUGUGUACAGUACCAACUAAAGAAUCAAAGAAAGUAGGGGCUGUAAAGUGGAAGUCCCAGCGCAGUGUCCCCUUUUUGAGCAUCAGAAACUUACUUUCAGCGACGUUCCCAGCGAGAAUGAGAAGGGAAACAGAUGAGCGGAGGGCACAGCUGCAAAAGGUUCGUCAGUAUGAGUUGGAGUUCUUAGAAGAGCUCCUGAGACCCAAGUCCUCGCAGGGAGAAUUUUUACCCCAAGGAUCCUCACCUGUACCCUCGGGGACUCCUUGUUCCUGUCAGCUACGCACCAGCCCUGUCCUGAAAGCACCGGGUAUCUCCAGAGAACAGCGGCGAAGCUGUGACUGUAAGAGGAUGUGUCGGGGGAUGAGACUACCUGAUACACCAGUUGGCUCCUCCACAACAGAAACGCAAAAUCGAGGCAGGGAGAGAACGACCGCAAAGACGCCUCCGACAAACUCCAAAGCACCUCACAGUGAUGGUGCUACCAGGCAAACUCAGAAUUUAGAGGUCAAGACCGCACGAAUACGUUCCAUCAGCCUUGAGUCGAGGGAGCCCCGGGGGGAACAGGGCAGCUGCUUGCCCACCAGUACCUCACAAACAAACUACGUGGAAGCAUCAGAAAAUAAGAAGCUCCAGAGGCGAUACAGCAUCGGAGAGUUGGAUAACAGUACUAACACGCCUGUUUAUGCAGAGGUCAAGCCCAAAACCAAGAGUCUUGAGAAAGAGAUGGAGCGAGUCAGAGCUACAGGAUUAAGGCUGCCAACCCCGGUGGAGCCGGUUCAUACACAGUCUCAUCAGCUAGACGGAAAGGGGAAAAAAGCUGUCUUUUAUAUUCAGAGCAAUGAGCUACUGUGCGAAAGUAAAGAAGAGAGCGGGGAGAUGCUGCUGACGCUGCCCAGUGAAGACAGCGACGACAAGGAUAAAUGCUGUUCCUUCUGUUUCUGCUACCGGAAAUUUGAGGCGGCAGAUGAGAGCAGUGAGAAGGACGAGCUUUCGUACUCGAUUCCGCUUCAGGUUCUUCCAGGCAUGGAGCUGGACUCGAGUACAUUUCCCGUUGUCAGCAAGACCUUGCAGGUUCUUCAUGCAGAAGACUGCAGUGGAGAAGAAGACAUAGAGAAAGAGCCACUGGCGCAAGAGAUUGACCUUCGAUCUUGCGGCACACUGGAGGGGAGCCUGGCGAGAGUUGAGGCUCUACACGGGAAAUCCUUUAGCUUGCCUGAUGGCUUCCUAAAUGCCCAGUUGGAUGCUAAUGAGUUACUCGCCAUCCUGCGUCAGUGUGCGAUCAGUCCGCAAGCCGAGGGCGAGGCUCGUCUUCAGCCUUCACGGAUUGCAGAGUACAAGCAGGAACUGGCAGUGCACUUCAAAGAAUUCCAAGCAUCCUGUCGCCGAGUGGCCAGCGUGGAAAAAAGCCCAACAUGUAUGCUUGCUGUUGUCACGGCCAGCUUUCAAGUGCUGUGCAAUUUAACCCAGACCUUCAUCAAAGUGGUCAGAGGGGUUCGCACGGAGACUCAAAGACAGCAGCUGUUAAGAAAAGUUGAGGAAGUAGCUAUUAACUAUACUUUGCUCCUUCGCGCAGCAGAAGAAUCGAUGGGACAUUCAAGCAGCCUGCCGACAAAAACAGUUAGUCCUCAAGUGUCCUCUGACACCGAUAAGAUGAGCUCGCUCACUCGACCCAUCAAAGUUCUUCCUGCCAAGUAAAGACAACUCCUGUGGGAUUAUGAGCCAAUCCAAAACAAGCUCAUUAUGUAUUCAUUAAUUGUUUACAUUUUUACUGAAUGUGCAAUGGAUACACGGCAAUGAAGAUUGCAAUGCAGCUGUUCCAUCCCAUGUUUACAGGCCCUAGGUAGCCUUGUGGAUAUUGCUCUGAAAUGUAAAGAUACACUAAAAUGCACAAAAUGAAUAGAAUAGUUCAACAGGGCUAAUCACCUCAUCAGUAUAAAAUCAAAACAAAUUAGUCAAUAUAACAUGAUAUUUUAUAUGUAGUGUAAAUUGGACUUGUGUCUACAUAGAAAGAAAUAUAUACAACAUUUUGUGAAAAAAAAGGAUCUAUUUAAGAAGUAAUAAUUUAAAAUAUAUAUAUGAAGUAUAUAUGUAUAUAUACAGUAGCUCUUAUAUAUACAGUAUAUAUACAUAUAUAUACAGUACAUAUAAAAUUGUGUGUGUGUGUGUGUUCGCUCUGGACAAAAAUAUUUGGGAUUUUAGCGAGUACUGUAGAAUGCAUAGUUUAAAGCAAUGGUUGGUUAAAUGAUAACAUGUUGGUAUGUGGAGCUAAAUGUUGUCAUGAAAAUGUGAUGUUUCUGUUGGCUAUGUCGCACAGACAGUACGUAAGACAGAAAUGACAUAGAGUUGGACAGUGAGACACACAACCGCAACAUAUUACACCGAGUCAUGCCGAUCCUGUUGGUAUGCACACACCUGCAAUGGGUAUAUCAUGUAGCAGAGAUCCAAGCAACACGCCUUUCCUCUGUACAAUAACAUCCGAAUGAGAAGGUGUACCCUCAUUACACUUAAUUCACAUGCAUUUUACACCAUUCUGCUUCAUAUGCCACUUGCAUCUCACUACUCAAUCAUAAUAAGCCGGUUCAAUGUAAAUGGCUAUUCGGGCUCAAUUACAACAGACAAUGUUUUUUGCAACUGUGCAAAAUCACUGUAUACUGUACUGUAAAAUAUGAUGUUGUUUUCAACGCGCCCUUCCACAACCAAUGGCAUAAGAUGAAUAGAACUUUGCACAGCUUCUGAAUUUAGAACUCAAGUUGAACCAUUGUGUAAUUGAGUGUUUUUCUAUCCCAUCCUUAGCUGAAAUAUUCAUUUGAGUCCGCAGUAGUUUUACAUGAUGAUCAUAUCUAAAGCUUUUCAGAGAAUCCCUUGUCAUGUUAGGUUGUUAGGCGACAAAUAAACUUGCUUUCUGUGUGCUGUUGUACAUUGUGCAAUCUAGGAAGUAUAUAAGAAACACACAAAGUAGUUUUCUAUGUAUUUUAAUAAAACUAACACAUCCGC
This is a messenger RNA of Hippocampus zosterae (dwarf seahorse), 7284 nucleotides long. RefSeq names its product FERM and PDZ domain containing 3 (gene frmpd3). Gene Ontology annotation, cellular component: cytoskeleton. Lineage: Eukaryota; Metazoa; Chordata; Actinopteri; Syngnathiformes; Syngnathidae. The coding region runs from base 832 to 5985 and encodes 1717 amino acids. The record is from RefSeq and is a predicted model, not a curated record. Gene Ontology annotation, molecular function: protein binding. The transcript is spliced from 16 exons. Gene Ontology annotation, biological process: signal transduction.